Molecule: messenger RNA, 1998 nt
Organism: Gaeumannomyces tritici R3-111a-1
Lineage: Eukaryota; Fungi; Ascomycota; Sordariomycetes; Magnaporthales; Magnaporthaceae
Exons: 2
Coding region: 1-1752 (583 amino acids)
Biological process (GO): mitochondrial translation; glutaminyl-tRNAGln biosynthesis via transamidation
Cellular component (GO): mitochondrion; glutamyl-tRNA(Gln) amidotransferase complex
Molecular function (GO): glutaminyl-tRNA synthase (glutamine-hydrolyzing) activity
Source: RefSeq, a predicted model, not a curated record
AUGUCGGUCAGCGCCAGGCUUCACGGCCUGCGCGCACGCCGUUCCAAUGUAGGGGUAGCAGCAGCAGCAGCAGCGGCGGCGGCCGCCCUUGGCCGGCAUCGCAUCCACCUCAACCAUUUUAUCUCCCGCGAAAAGGACGCGCCAGACACGGCCGCCGGAGCAGCCGGCAGCUUCACCCUCGCCGUCAAGGACAACAUCGUGACGCGCUCGCUGCCCACCACGUGCGCGUCCGCCAUGCUCGCCGGCUACGUCAGCCCCUACGAGGCGACGGUGGUGACGCAGCUCCGCGGCUUCGGCGCCCGCGUCGUCGGCAAGACCAACCUCGACGAGUUCGGCAUGGGGUCGCACAACACCAACUCGGCGGCGGGCGCCGCACUCAACGGGGGCGGGCGGCGGCGGCGACGACGGGACGCCGCCCCGCGCGGCGGCGGUGCGGCGGGCGACGCUGACGUGGCGCUGGGCACCGACACGGGCGGCUCGGUGCGCCUGCCCGCGGCCUACAACGCCGUCGUCGGCUUCAAGCCCAGCUACGGCAUGCUGUCGCGCCGCGGCCUCGUGCCCUACGCCAACAGCCUCGACACCGUCGGCCUGCUGGCCCGCUCCGCCCGCCGCAUCGCCGGCCUCGUCGCCUGCCUCUGGCGCCACCACGACCCGCUCGACCCGACCUCGCUCCCGCUCGCGGCCCGCCUGCGCUGCGCCCGCGCGAGGGAGGGCUACGCCGCCGCCGACGAUGACGCAUCUCCGCUGCGGCAGCAGCAGCAGCAGCAGCAGCAGCAGCAGCAGCGGUCCCUCGACUGGUCCUGCCUGACGUUUGGCGUGCCGCUCGAGUGCAACAUCGAGGAGCUCGACCCGGGCAUCCGCGCCGCCUGGGCCGCCGCGGCGUCGCUGCUGCAGGCGCUCGGCGCCCGCGUCGUGCCCGCAUCACUGCCUUCGACGCGCCACGCGCUGUCGGCCUACUACGUGCUCGCCCCAGCCGAGGCGUCGUCCAACCUCGCAAAGUACGACGGCGUCCGGUACGGGGCCGGCGGUCCGGGUGGGCAGCAAGGUGGUGGGGCUGCUGCUGCUGCUGACGACGACGAUGGCGGCGGCGGCGUGCUGUACGCUGGCGCGCGCGGGGCCGGCUUCGGCGACGAGGUGCGCCGCCGCAUCCUGCUGGGGUCCUAUAGCCUCAGCUCCGGGGCCAUGGACAACUACUUUGUCCAGGCCCAGCGCGUGCGCCGCCUGGUGCGCGCCGACUUUGACCGCGCCUUCCGGCUCGGCAACCCGCUGCUGGAGCACGGCGGGGACGGCGGCGGCGUCGGGUUCGACUCGGACCCGGAGGCCGCGACGGCCGCGGCCGACGUGGUGGACCUCGCGGACCUGCCCGAGGACGUGCCGCUCGCCGACAAGCGGGGCCCCGCGCGCGUCGACUUUCUGCUCUGCCCCACGGCGCCGACGCCGCCGCCGACGCUGGACGAGGCCGCGCGCCAGACGUCGCUCGGCUCGUACGUCAACGACGUCUUCACCGUGCCCGCCAGCCUGGCCGGCCUGCCCGCCGUCAGCAUCCCCGUGAGGCUCGGCGGCGGCGACGACAGUAUGGACGUGGAUGUGGACGCUUCUCGCUACGGCGGCCUGCAGCUCACGGGACAAUACUGGGACGACGCGCGCCUGCUCCAUGUGGCGGCGGCGCUGCGGCUGGAGCUAGGCAGGGCGGGCAUGGACCCGAGGGCGGCACGGGACGAAAGCCGGGAGGCCGGUGGCGAGGCAUUGUGAUUUGUGAAAUUUUUAUAUUACGAUAUUGACAAAAAUCUUGCUUCCCCUGGCUGUGCCAACUCUCUGAGCUGUAGGGCAUUAAUACCACCGUCGCUUCUUUUGUGGCAUAGGUACAAUAUGUGGAUAGAAACUGGCGACAGAAACGGACGAUCUGUGGUCCCUCGUCAUCACGCAGCCCUUGCCGCCGGCUUGUCAUUCCACAUCUCAGCACACAACUCCUGGGAGCGUGCUCCUCCCAAUUUGCCG